This is a messenger RNA of Phragmites australis (common reed), 821 nucleotides long. RefSeq lists its product as uncharacterized. The record is from RefSeq and is a predicted model, not a curated record. Bases 66 to 572 code for a protein of 168 amino acids. Gene Ontology annotation, cellular component: ribosome. Gene Ontology annotation, biological process: translation. Gene Ontology annotation, molecular function: structural constituent of ribosome. The transcript has a single exon. Lineage: Eukaryota; Viridiplantae; Streptophyta; Magnoliopsida; Poales; Poaceae.
CGUUUUCAUCCCUACACACGGCGGUCGCCGUGACGGCGUCAGCUCUCUCCCUCCCCAAAACCCUAAUGGCGUCCCGCCUCCUCCGCCUCCGCCGCCUCCUGACUCCCCGCCCCACCUUCCCCGCCGCCGCCGCCUUCUCCACUUCCGUCACCCCGACCCCGCGCGUCUCCGCGCUCGUUGACGAGAUCUGCGGCCUCACCCUUCUCGAGGCCUCCACCCUCGCCGACGCCCUGCGCGGCCGCCUCGGCGUCGACCAGCUCCCCCCACUAGCUAUCCUGACUGGAGGCGCCGCCCCGCUCGCCGGCGGCGGAGCGGUCCCCGGGGCGGCCGGCGAGGAGGCGAAGGCGAAGGAGGAGAAGAUGGCGUUCGACGUGAAGUUGGAGGGGUUCGACGCCGCGGCGAAGCUCAAGAUCAUCAAGGAGCUGAGGGCGUUCACUAACUUGGGCCUGAAGGAGGCCAAGGAGCUCGUGGAGAAGGCUCCCGCCGUGCUGAAGGCGGGAGUGCCCAAGGAGGAGGCGGAGAGCAUCGCCGAGAAGAUGCGGGCGGUUGGCGCCAAGAUCGUUCUCGAGUGAGAGGAUUAUAUCUCCGUAUGGCGUGGCUUCUUGAUUUGUUUUUAUUGUAUGAAGAAAAUGAGAGAAUUUUGGAACAAGGAAACAAUAAUUUGUGUAAACUGACUGUGAAGAUCUUUUCAUUGUUAGUGGAAAUGCCAAGUGGACUUUGGGGAAUAUGGUCGAAGACUUAGUGAUAGAGCUUCGAGCUCUGUAUCUUGACUGUUUUUUUUGUUUUGUGAGGAAUAGAGAAUUUAUUACUUGGAAGUUGAA